Molecule: messenger RNA, 441 nt
Organism: Hibiscus syriacus
Lineage: Eukaryota; Viridiplantae; Streptophyta; Magnoliopsida; Malvales; Malvaceae
Product: eukaryotic translation initiation factor 2 subunit alpha homolog
Exons: 2
Coding region: 7-441 (144 amino acids)
Cellular component (GO): multi-eIF complex; eukaryotic translation initiation factor 2B complex; eukaryotic translation initiation factor 2 complex
Molecular function (GO): RNA binding; ribosome binding; translation initiation factor activity
Source: RefSeq, a predicted model, not a curated record
GCGAAGAUGCUGAACCUGGAAUGUCAUAUGUACGAAGCAAAGUAUCCGGAGGUGAAUAUGGCGGUGAUGAUACAAGUGAAGAACAUCACCGACAUGGGUGCCUACGUUUCGCUCCUUGAAUACAACAACAUUAAAGGCAUGAUCUUGUUCUCGGAGCUCUCCCGUCGUCGGAUUCGUAGUGUCAGCAGUUUAAUCAAGGUCAACCAAACUGAGCCGGUAAUGGUCCUCCACGUUGAUAAGAAAAAGGGUUAUAUCGAUUUGAGUAAGAGAAGGGUUAGCGAGGAAGAUAUUCAGGCUUGUGAAGAAAGGUAUAACAAGAAUAAACUUGUUCAUUCUAUUAUGCGACAUGUUGCCAAGACUUUGGAUAAUGAUUUGGAGUUGGAGCCAUCUGAUAUGAAGCCAUCGAAACAGGUUCGGUACCCGGGUAAACCUCAAUCCUGA